AUGCCAUAUGAGAUACCAUUCAGCCAGCUUCCUGGACUAGGCGAGGAGGACUACCCUGGAUUUCCAGCACAGGUAUGUCCUAAUGAGCUGCCAGACCUCUGCAAGCACAGCAGCCUGUGCGCAGAUGUCCUGAAGGACAACCCGGAGAUGUAUCAGGAGCUCAAAGACCGUCAGACAGCUACAGGUGUGUCCUUGGCGCGGUGUAUAAAGACAGGCAUAGAUAAUCGGGGACACCCGUGCCUGAAGUCCAUCGGCGCCGUGGCUGGCGAUGCAGAAUGCUACAAAGUCUUUUCGCCCCUCUUCGAAAAGCUGAUCGAGGGGCGGCACGGGAAGGCGGUGCCGGUGGCUCACAUGAAAUGCCCUGGCCGCCGAACCCUCACUGCCGAAUCGGCAGAGCCGUUGGAGGGCUAUGUGAUCUCUUGCAAAGUUGCGGCUUCCAGGAACCUGGAUGGGACUCCUUUCCCACCAGCUGCUUCAAGAGAUCAGCGACAAGAGGUCGAGCACAUGAUCUCAGGAGCUGCGCUUCAAAUGGAAGGCGCGCUCAAGGGCACCUACUUCCCUCUCGUGGGCUCCUCGUCUUAUCCUUCGAAGCCGGACGGUAUGACGUUGGAGGAGGAAAAGGCACUCGGCUGCUUCAGUGUUCUGUUUCUGCUCCGCAAUUCCAGUUCCAGCCCAACUUGCGCAGAUGCUGACUGA
Molecule: messenger RNA, 696 nt
Organism: Symbiodinium sp. CCMP2592
Lineage: Eukaryota; Dinophyceae; Suessiales; Symbiodiniaceae
Source: the annotation of a GenBank genome assembly